Messenger RNA from Penicillium arizonense, 2835 nucleotides. RefSeq lists its product as uncharacterized. Gene Ontology annotation, biological process: nucleoside metabolic process. The coding region runs from base 1 to 2835 and encodes 944 amino acids. The transcript is spliced from 4 exons. Lineage: Eukaryota; Fungi; Ascomycota; Eurotiomycetes; Eurotiales; Aspergillaceae. Gene Ontology annotation, molecular function: catalytic activity; protein binding. The record is from RefSeq and is a predicted model, not a curated record.
AUGGCCUGUCCGCCACGAGAAACAUUCCAAAUCGGAUGGAUAUGUGCCCUGCCAAUCGAGGCUGCCGCAGCUAUGGAAAUGCUAGAUGAAGAUUUUGGCCCUCUUGAUUCUCAAGAUAUGUCCGACUCAAAUACCUACACAUUGGGCCGAAUCGGGAAACAUUAUGUUGUGAUCGCCUGCCUCCCUGCAGGACAAUAUGGCAACAACGCGGCUACCACGGUCGCAAAUAAUAUGGUCCGCACAUUCUCAACAUCACUCCGCGUCGGACUGAUGGUUGGUGUUGGAGGCGGGAUUCCGUCGACUGCUCAUGACAUACGACUUGGCGAUGUUGUAAUUAGCUGCCCGGAACGCACUGUCGGUGGUGUUGUCCAGUACGACAUGGGGAAAGUCGGCUUGGAUGGUGGAUUCUAUCGAAAUAGGUCUCUAAACAGUCCUCCUAGGUCACCUUUAACAGCAGUCAGCUCGAUGAGAGCCGCUGAGUUAAGAGAUGAUCCCCGCUUUCCGGAAUAUCUCGCCAACGCGACUAGAAGAACCACACGAACCCGAAAGAACUUUAGCCGACCUAAUUUAGAACAGGAUCGACUGUUUAAGCCGGAACACGAUCACCCGGUGACUAUUAAUAGCUAUGAUGGUUGUCCGGCAGAAUGGGAAGAGAUAAGGAGCAAGCGAGAGAGCAGCGAUCCACAACCACACUACGGUAUCAUUGCGUCUGGAAAUUCUGUUAUUAAACAUGUAGGGACCCGGGAAAAGCUUAGGCUGGCCACUGGAGCAUUGUGCUUUGAGAUGGAGGCAGCUGGGUUAAUGCAGGACUUUCCUUGUAUUGUCAUCCGCGGGGUUUGUGAUUACGCCGAUUCCCAUAAAAACAAACAGUGGCAAGGAUAUGCCGCUUUAGCAGCGGCAUCGUAUGCCAAAGAGCUGCUAGGAUAUAUACCAGUGGCCUAUGUUUCGCAAGAGAGCUUGGUGGUGGAUGUAUGUAGUAUUGAUGAAUUGAAGGACGAAAUCAAAGGCACAAAUAAACGCCUAGACCGAGCAUACAAUCAACAUUGGACAGAUCGGCAACGACGUUGUCACCAAGCCUUCAAGAUAUCAAAUUACGAGGAGCAAAAGAAUAUCAAUCCGACAAGAGUGAAAGGAACCUGUCAAUGGGCCCUGCAGAACCCCGAAUACAUUCGUUGGUGGGAGAGUACAUAUAAUGAUCUUCUAUGGGUCUCAGCCGAUCCGGGCUGCGGGAAAUCUGUACUGGCCAGAUCGAUCAUCGAUGACGUGCAAGCUUCUAGUCCAGUGACCAUGUGUUUCUUUUUCUUCAAAGAUAACGACGAACAGAACCAUCUUGCUACAGCUCUAUGUUCGAUACUACAUCAGCUCUUUAGCCAGCGGCCUUAUCUAUUGCAUCACGCUAUUCCGUCCUGGGAGAAAAAUGGGGAGAGACUUCAACAAGAGGUCGAUGAGCUUUGGCGGAUCUUUACAGCGGCCGCAUUAGCGGACGUGUCACAUAAUACGAUUUGCAUAUUCGACGCGCUUGAUGAAUGCCGUGAAAUGGAUCAGGGCCAAUUGAUUGAGAAGCUCCAAACCUUUUACUGCCAGCCAUCAACAAAAGAUACCCGUUUGAAAAUCCUGGUCACUAGUCGACCCUACGAUCAUAUACAGGAUCAUUUCCGAGCAAUUACCGAUUCAUUCCCUCAUAUCCACAUUAAGGGGGAGGAAGAAAAUGACCAAAUCGGUGAGGAGAUUGAUCUAGUAGUGAAGAUUCGAGUGAGAGAACUAGCCGAAACAGUUCCACUGUCACUAGACGUUUAUCAGCGAGUUCAACAGCAGCUUCUUCAAAUGGAAAACCGUACAUAUCUCUGGCUACACCUAGCCAUUGAUGAUAUCCGCACCACCUUUAAGCGCAGCCUUCGGCCUACAGAGAGUUCGAUCACGCUGAUACCGCCUUCUGUGAAUGCAGCAUAUGAAAAGAUCCUCUCUCGAGUCCCAGUUGAUCAAACAGAUAUAGUCAAAAAGGUCUUAGAGAUCAUCGUGGCGGCACGGCGUCCUUUAACAAUACGAGAGAUGGCCAUGGCCCUAGGCAUUGCCACUUGCUUAGGACCGCGAACGACAAUACAGGCUGGGCUCGAUCCAAUUGAUUUAGACGAGAAGCUUCGGCAAUUAUGUGGCCUAUUUGUCUUUACCAAUCACUCCAAAUUUUAUCUCAUCCAUCAGACAGCUAGAGAGUUUCUUAUCGAAAAGAAAAGGUUGAACAUUCUCAAUUUCGCAUACUGGAGCAGCCUAAGUGAUGCGGAGGAUUUGAUGGCUGAAAUCUGUUUGCGAUACCUUUUAAUGGAGGAUUUGAAAGACUGCGAAGGCAAAUCAGGCUCCAAUAUCCGAAACCUCCUAGAAUAUUCAGCAGGUGGACGCUACGGCAAUGCGCUACAGGCUGCUUGUUCUAAAGGACAUGACAAUACUGUACAGAUAUUGCUAGAGUGCGGAGCCGAUGUCAAUGCUCAGGGUGGACUCUACAGGAAUGCGCUACAGGCUGCUUGUUCUGAAGGACACGACAAUACUGUACAGCUGUUACUAGAGUGUGGAGCCAACGUCAAUGCUCAGGGUGGACUCUACGGCAGUGCGCUACAGGCUGCUUGUUCUGAAGGACACUACAAUACCGUGCAGCUUUUGCUAGAACACGGAGCUGAUGUCAAUUCUCAGGGUGGACUCUACGCCACUGCGCUACAGGCUGCUCAUUCUAAAGGACAUGAUGAGAUCGCACCCUUGCAAGAGGUCCAAGACUUCGUGAGACUUCCAAACAGCGACUUCCACGCUAUGCUAUCAGUUCCUGCAUUUCAGACCUGCUCCUUCUAG